AUGCAAGUACUACCUUUUCAUCUCCCAGGCGACAACCUUAUUAUUUUUCAGGCCGACGACCCAGAACUUGUGAAACCUCCUGCAAAGAACAAAUUUACCUCUUGGAUGGAUUGCAACGCAUCAAACCCCGAAGCAAGAACACUCCUGUACACAGAGUUUCCAUCGCGAUGGGUUUGGUCAGAACAGAAAAAAGCAUUGAAACCCAGACUAAGGCAAAGCAAGGCAUCAGAGAACGUGGUUCUUCCGCCCGUAACACCACGUUGUGGAGAGGCUUACUAUCUGAGGAUAUUGUUAGGAGUUGUUAGGGGUCCGGUUAGUUUCGAGGAUAUAAUGACCGUGGGGGGCGUUGUUCAUCACAGCUUCAAAGAUGCGUGUUUUGCACUCGGUCUUGCUCAGAACGAAGAUGAUGCAAAUUAG
This is a messenger RNA of Microthlaspi erraticum, 417 nucleotides long. The record is from the annotation of a GenBank genome assembly. NCBI's taxonomy places the organism in Eukaryota, Viridiplantae, Streptophyta, Magnoliopsida, Brassicales, Brassicaceae.